Molecule: messenger RNA, 3879 nt
Organism: Exaiptasia diaphana
Lineage: Eukaryota; Metazoa; Cnidaria; Anthozoa; Actiniaria; Aiptasiidae
Product: phosphatidylinositol 4,5-bisphosphate 5-phosphatase A
Exons: 13
Coding region: 105-1418 (437 amino acids)
Biological process (GO): phosphatidylinositol dephosphorylation
Molecular function (GO): phosphatidylinositol-4,5-bisphosphate 5-phosphatase activity
Source: RefSeq, a predicted model, not a curated record
ACAAGCGAACAACACUCUUCUCUUUAGGAGCAAAAUCAACGCGAAAUCUCGCUGAAGUCCGCAUACAAUUGACCUCUACAAGUCUAAUACCCUUUUAAAAAGAAAUGGCGCUGAGGGUUCAUGUCUGCACUUGGAAUGUGAUGUCAACACAGCCACCAGAUGUUGAUCUCAGAGAACUGCUGCAUUUAGACAAUGAAGAAGACAUCCCUGAUGUUGUAGCUGUUGGACUACAAGAAGUGGAUGCUAAGCCCCAGUCUCUACUCAUUGAAUAUAUCAAAGAAAACUCUUGGGUCAAGCUYAUUCAAGCAUACUUGGGUGCUUAUGGACUUGUCAAGUUGCGGUCUAUUAGAAUGUUGGGUAUGGUCCACCUUGUGUCUGUUCAUAUGAGACAUCUAGCACAUGUGAGGGAGAUUCGGCCAGCAUUUUGUAAGACAGCUUUCUUAGGGUUGUUGGGUACAAAGGGAGCCGUUGCUCUACGGUUCUGCUUGUAUGGGAAGUCAUUUUGCUUUAUUGACAGUCAUUUUGCAGCCCAUGCUGAAUACACAGACCAUCGAAACAUGGAGAGUCAGACAGUUUCAGACUACAUCACUUUCCCAAACUGCACCGCACAGAAAACACCACAGAAAAUACUAGAUCAUGACUAUGUGUUCUGGUUAGGGGACUUCAAUUACAGAAUCAAUGAAUCAUCAGAAAACAUCAAAGCACUUUGCAGUGGACAAGAAUACACAUCACUAUGGCAACAUGAUCAGUUAUUACAAAGUCAGAGUAAAAACCUUUGUUUUGUGGGCUACAAAGAAGGACCGUUAUCCUUCCCACCUACAUACAAAUACAAUCCAGGGACAAAUGACUGGGACACAGAAAGUGGUAAAUUCAGAAAACCAGCUUGGACAGACAGGGUGUUAUGGAAAGAAAAUGAUAUCAAAUCUGAAACAGUUCAACUUGUAACAUACAAAUCACAUGAUCAGUACAUGCCCAGCGACCAUAAACCAGUUAGUGCUUUGUUAGCAAUUGACCUUCAUGAAUCYAUGACAAAAAUCGAAGACCCUAUCGACUGGAAAAUAGACUUAAUGAGUAUGCCAUGGUAUGGUAAUGAGGAUGGUCUGAGUGUGUAUGUCGUCAAGAACUAUAAAACAUACAGCUGGGAUUGGAUAGGACUUUACAGAGUGGGUUUCCAUCACCUUUGGGAUUAUGAGAUGUACGAAUGGGCAGUAGGGGAUGGUGAUGAGUAUGGUGAGAAUGGCUGUGCUGUACUUUUUGAUUGUCUACCCGAGGAAGCUGGUCACUAUGUAAUGGCUUACUAUAGUUACAAAAUGGAGGCUAUUAUCUCUGUCUCUGAACCAUUCGAGAUUUUGCCUCCACGAGAUGAAGAYAAAGACCCUGUAGAUGUACAAGUUGAGCAGCCACAACAAGAGGUUUAAGUCAAAGAAAACARCGUUAAUCGAGAUGAGACGGUAAAACCAGUGGUAAAACCUUUUAGUAAUAUGUCGAAUCGACGGCCAAGACGCACAUAAAAGUAACUGCAGUUUUGUAAUUUUUGAUAUUAUUUUCUGAUGUACUUAGAUGCUCUAAGCUAUAUUUACUACACCCAAUAGAAAUUCUAUCGCAAAGGACAUCACAUAUAUUAUUGGUGGUAAAAGAUCUAAAUACAACACAAUUUUCGCCAUUUUGUGAUCUAUUUGGUUCUUUUUUUAACUGCUAAUCUAGUUGAUACUUUAAAGUUCUUUAAAGGACAUAMGAUUGCUAAGAUAUAAUAACUAAAUAGAAGCUUAUACUGGUAUUAGAAAUAGAUGAGAACAAGAAAUAAUAAGAGGAAGAAAAACGAUGCUUUUGACUGGGCUAAGCUUGGGCUAGUAUCAGUGAGUUGUCGAUCGUGCUACGAUCCCAGCUGAUCAUAGCGUGGUCUUCCACGCAGCUGAUAUAAUUCGUCAUGUAGUAACGGCUUCUUGCUCUAAAGAAACACUCCUUUCUUUUAACCAAAUAAARUAGUGCUAUUAAAUUUUUGAGAAUAUGACAAGUUUUAAACAUAUAUUACAUGGUCAAUUGGAGUUAUGAAUUUUAUCUUCGAAUGUUGAAAUUUUAGUUCCUAUUUGUUUUGUUAUAUUUGGAUACAGGAACCAAACACAUUUUCUUUUUUUAACACUCGAAGAUAAAAUCCGUAUCACCGUGCGCCCAUGUAAUAUCCUCUAUAUCAAACUGUGCGCGUUAGUCGUASRAAAUCKUUUGUYUWUUGUUGUACAAUUCGUGCAUUUAGUACCACUGCUACAACCAGCUGUUUCAUGACAAUAGUGAAUGCACUCUAAAGGUGUACAAGGUGUAUAAAUUUGUUAUUUAGUAUUUUUGGCUUUAUUAUAUUUGGAUACWGGAACCAAACGCAUGUACUUUUUUUUCAUUGUCAUUAUUUCCUGAUUUAAAUAAUUUUUACAUCAUGAAUCUGUUACUUCAWUUGUUUUAAAUGGAUUUGUUGAGGACCUCAGCAGUAGCAUCCAUCCWCCAGCUGAUYAUGAAAACCUUAAUAGGUAACUUCAAUUUUAAAAUAUGCUUUUCGCGACAACAGGAGCUUUACACGUUUGUUCUCCACAAAGCUGUAUUACUACUCUUUAUGAGUACAUUGCCUGCAUCCCGUGAAAAUUUGUUUUGGGGGGGAAACGAUAAUUAAGUAUUAGGUAAUAUAUGCUAUUGUAUUAUCCCGAAUAAGUAUUCUUUAAUACUUUAUUUAUUCAGCAAUUGAUAUAACGUUUGAUUAAUGGCUAGAAUAAUCAAACAAAGUUAGACUACUUUAAGUAAAGUGACAGUGAACUAACAAUGCAGCAUUAUCCAAUCGCAUCCCAGCGUUCUAACGAUUUGCAAUACCGCACAGUUACUGRACCUGGUCUGCACAAUUUUUGUGUAACGAUUACGGUUACAGUACAGUACCGUCCGUUUCCCACUCAUACGAAAUUGACUCUAUGCAUAUUAAGGCAUAGCAUUGCUAAUAUUGCUACAGGGUAAAUCUUUUGUCUGGCAGYGAUUUCUUUUUACCGUGCUCAAAAGUCGUCUAUUUCAAACUAACUUUAUUUGUGACGCUAGCAAAUGAGAAAAAAUAUUAAGAAAUAGUUUUAUGUAAAUACAUUCUCCUACCCAGUUCCUUCUUAGCUUUCUAACGGCAAACGGAAGGGAAGCUGAGAAGGAUUUCGGUACGAGAAUGAUGUAAAUAUGCCUAGUCUAUAUCUACACAGCAUCCUCGCGGUUUGUUUCGAUGUACCAUCGAUUCUAACCUAGCUACCGGAAUUAUAAUUUAGAGCCAAUUGCCCUAAUAGCAUAAUGACGUCACAACAUUGGGAGUACUGGGAGUAUUGGGAGUUACAGUGGGAGUACUGCUGACCUUCUAAUAUUCUCUUUCCCAAUUUUAUCUAGGUUUGAUAUACACCUAUUUCAAAAACCUCGAGGAGAACGGCAAAUGGCGGCAUGGCGAGUGUGCAUUUUCUUGAUAUGAAGUCAUUCUCCCCCCCCCCCCCCCCCCCUCCUUCGGCGACCAUAAGGCAUAGCGAAUGUUUUUGUGACGUAAUAAUGCGUUAGGGCAGUUCUGGCCAAUAUAUACAAUUAAUAAAACAAGUUAUUGGGUGAUUAUCCAUCGAUAUGCCACACAUUUUGGUUGUGUAAUCAUCAUUCAGAAAUUAUUUCUCUUCUAUAACUUUUUCUAGAACACGUUGUGUAUAUAAUUGAGAACUAUUAUGCGAUAACUUUGGGUUAGUAAAAGCAAUAUUAGUAUACUAUUAGAUAGUUAGUUCAGCUCUGGAUAAAAUAUAUGAAUGUAUAAUGGAAUCAAAUUAAUAUUAUGUACUAUAGUAUACAGGAAUAAAUUAAAGGCUAAUGAUUAAUAAUAAAAGCGAAUCAUAUAUA